UUCCACACCUUUUCUACCUCUCCCUUUCAUUCUCUGUUUUUCAACCAUCACAGUGACCAUUGUGUUUCCUACAUUGCAAGUUCCACUUCUUUUCAGUGUCAGUUUCAAUUGCAGCCUCAUCAUCAUGGCUAAACCAGAAAAUUCAAAAUCUGGGUGCUUCUCUGGUUUUCUUCGAGUGCUUCUUUGUGCUGGAAGUGAAACUAGUCCUCCAGUGUAUCCAUCAGAACAUGCUGAUGAACCAGAAGUAGAGCAUCAAACCAAAGAUAGGAAACCUGUUCAUGCUGCAACUACCCCUGGAGUGGUGGCAAGGUUGAUGGGGUUGGAUUCACUUCCAAGCACCAAAUGGGUAGUGAAAGGAGCCACCCCAGAUUUAGUUCCACGAAGCAGGUCAGUAAAUUUUGUUGAUUACUUGCUGGAGUUUGAUCCAAACCAUCUCAACAACCAUCGCCGUGUGAAAACCUCAUCAUCAUUCCGAGAAGUUCCUGCAUUGGUUCAGAGACAACAAAAAUGUGAUAUUUUUGUGCUUGAGAGUGAUUACAAUGCGAGUAAAGUUCAAGAAGAACGAUAUAAUCAAGUGGAAUCAAGGGAAGAGACAGGGGAGUUGAAACAGAGGAGGAAACAGGGGAAAAAACAGGGGAGUAAACAGGGGAGUAAGAGCAAGAUCAAAGAAACUGCUGUGAGAGAGAGGGUGAGUGUGAAGAAGGAGAGGAAUAAUCAAGGGAAGAGCAAGAAAAUUUCCAAAUUGAAGAAUGAACCGAGAAGGGUUCCUUCUUCCAAGCAAAGCUCAAAGGUUCGAAAUCACAAUGAAGCUAGAGAUUUUUCUCAUGUUUCCUCUAGCUCCAAGAGCUGUUCUUGUAGAUUCAAUGGUGAUUGUUCAAGCUCAGGUUCUACUUCUAGCUCUUUGUUGCUGAAGAGGAACAAUAAAGGGUAUGUGGAACCAAAAAUCAGAAACAACAUGAGAAAUCAGCAGUCACCAAAGAAGGUAGAAGCAGAACACAGCUCAGAAAAUCUGAGUCCUGUUUCAGUUCUUGAUAUCAAUGACUACCCUUUCCUCUAUGGAGCUGAAUUUCUAGAUGGCACAAGCACCAUAGCUUCUUCAAAGCCAAAGUGGAAAUCUUCAUUAUUGUUGCCACUGUUCCUGGAAGAUGGAGUUGAAGAGAGAAAGAACAAUGAUAAAUGUUUAGCCUACACAGAUUCCAACAGCGAAGCAGAGUAUUUCUCAGAAUUGAUGAUGAAGGUUUGCACUUUGGUAGAAAAGGAUAUUAGGGAGUCAGAUUGCACAUUGAAGACAGAAAACUUUGAGGCAAUAUGUUUGGAGUUUGAGCACAAAAUUUUCGACCAUUUAUUAUACGAGGUGGUCAAUGAAAUUGUGGAACUUUCUUGUUGAGAAUUUUGUGAUCUUGGUCUGUAAAGUUUAAAUAGACAGAGGUAAUAUUUUCUGCAUGAUGAACAUAACUAAACUUCCGGAGGGGCAUGAAGCGUCCCAUUUUACUAGACUUAGAAUAAGAAACUAAAAAAUAAUGUUUAGGAUUUUGUCAUCUUGAUCUAGUUUUUCAUUGUCAUAUUCAGUUAGCAAAGUAAGUAGUUCUUUAAAUACAUAUUGAAUUGACCUGAAGUUACAUUCA
Messenger RNA from Lotus japonicus, 1625 nucleotides. RefSeq lists its product as uncharacterized. Lineage: Eukaryota; Viridiplantae; Streptophyta; Magnoliopsida; Fabales; Fabaceae. The coding region runs from base 125 to 1387 and encodes 420 amino acids. The transcript is spliced from 2 exons. The record is from RefSeq and is a predicted model, not a curated record.